AAAAGUGUUGUGACAUUACAAUAUUUCAAAACUGCACUCACUCCACAUUCAUUCAAAAAGAAAGAAAGAAAACGGGCAACUCGAGUCGAUGGUUGUAUUUCCAGUUGAGGGGACCAGAACAAACGGAAAGUAGUAAUUCGCAAGGAUGUCUAGGAUUGUAGCUGAUGUGUUGUUGUUGUCAGUGUGAUGCGUCGGCUGGUGCUGUGGUUGAACUCAAGGCGCACGGGAGCGGAGUUUACAAAGUUAUUUUGCGGUGUUCCAACCCUUUCGGUCCCCAACCCUGUAUUUCGAUUUAACGAUCGGGUUGAUGUGAUUUCUAUUUUUAACUACUCUGUUUAAGUUUGGAUUAUUUAUUUAUUUAUUUUGCAUCUGCUGGAUAUUCAAAAAGACACAUUGGGGUUUUUUUAUUUUUUAUUUUUUUUCCCCAAAGGGGGCACCCACAGAUUCUUUCCAACAAUUGCCCGUUUAUUUAUCAAACACUGCACAAUAAGGGCAAGAUGGUCUUUCAGCUCACUCGGGGUGCCCUGCCGUUUGUGGUUGCGUUCAUCUGCUCGGCUCUAGGUUCCCGUCCCCGGCAGGAUGACUUCGCCCCGCGGAUUGCGGAGCACCCCUCAGACCUGAUAGUGUCAAAGGGGGAGCCGGCCACGCUGAACUGCAAGGCGGAGGGCAGGCCGCUGCCCAUGGUGGAGUGGUACAAGGACGGGGAGCGCGUGGAGACGGACCGGGACGACCCACGUUCACACCGCAUGCUGCUGCCCAGCGGCUCUCUCUUCUUCCUGCGCAUUGUCCACGGCCGUCGCAGCAAACCCGACGAGGGUGUCUACGUCUGUGUGGCUCGCAACUACCUGGGGGAGUCCGUCAGUCGCAACGCCUCUCUGGAAGUAGCCAUUCUCCGGGAUGAUUUUCGACAGGCCCCCAGCGACGUUGUGGUGGCGGCAGGAGAGCCAGCGGUCAUGGAGUGCCUUCCUCCGAGGGGCCACCCAGAGCCAACCAUCUCCUGGAAAAAAAACAACGUCAAAGUCACUGACAAGGAGGAGCGAAUCACGAUCCGCGGUGGGAAGCUGAUGAUCUCAAACACACGGAAGAGCGACGCUGGGAUGUACGUGUGCGUGGGCACCAACAUGGUGGGGGAGAGAGAUAGCGACCCUGCAGAGCUGGUGGUGUUCGAGCGGCCAGUGUUUGUGCGGCGCCCGGUGAACCAGGUGGUCUUGUCGGACGAGACGGUGGAGUUCAUGUGCGAGGUUCAGGGGGACCCCACACCCACGGCACGCUGGCGUAAGGAGGAGGGGGAGCUGCCGAGGGGGAGGUUUGAAAUUCGGAGCGACAACAGGUUGCAGAUAACCCAAGUGCAUGCGGAGGAUGAGGGCACAUACACCUGCCUGGCAGAGAACAGCGUGGGCAAAGCAGAGGUGUCAGGCACCCUACAAGUGCAUGUGGGCUCAUUCCUCCCUCCCCAGAUUGUGAUUCGCCCGCGGGACCAAAUCGUGGCUCAAGGACGGACCGUCACAUUCCUCUGCGGCACCAAGGGGAACCCCCCUCCCGCUGUGUUCUGGCAAAAAGAGGGGAGCCAGUUUUGA
Polyodon spathula (Mississippi paddlefish) is the source of this 1577-nucleotide messenger RNA. Its product is annotated as roundabout homolog 2-like. The transcript has 9 exons. Gene Ontology annotation, cellular component: plasma membrane; axon. Lineage: Eukaryota; Metazoa; Chordata; Actinopteri; Acipenseriformes; Polyodontidae. Gene Ontology annotation, biological process: homophilic cell-cell adhesion; dendrite self-avoidance; axon guidance. Gene Ontology annotation, molecular function: cell-cell adhesion mediator activity. Bases 498 to 1577 code for a protein of 359 amino acids. The record is from RefSeq and is a predicted model, not a curated record.